AUGGCUUCGAAGCUCAUUAUCUCGGGAAGAAGAAAGGAGAACCUCCAUGAGAUUGUUCAGCAACACGGGAGCGACAAGGUUUAUGCGAAGGCUUUCAAUGUCAUGAAUCUCGAGCAAAUCCCCCAAUUUUCUUCUGAGAUCAUCUCAGAGAACCCCGACCUUGAUUGCAUUUUCCUCAACUCUGGCAUCCAGAGACCCUUCGACUUUUCCAAACCGGAGUGCAUUCCUUCCCACCUCCAGCAACAACAGAACCAAACCGCUAUCGCAUUCACUACUUCGCAAAUGGCACUUGUUCCGAUGAUGCGCUGCCCGAACUAUGGUGCUUCCAAGGCUGCUCUGCACCACUUCAUUCUAGCCCUUCGCACCCAGGUUCAGGAUGGCCCCGGAAAUGUUAAGGUCCUGGAGAUCUAUCCCCCGGCUAUACAGACUGAGCUGCACGACGCUAAGCACCAGCCUGACUUGAAGGACGGCCAUCUUAUUGGGAUGCCGCUGCAGGAAUUUGUUGAUGAGUUUUGGAACAGUCUGUCCAAGGGCGAGGACCAAAUCUCGGUCAGAUCGGCUAGGAAUAUCUUCAAUGCGUUUGAGACUAAGAGGCAAGAGCUCUAUCAUGAUAUGACUCAGAUGCUUUCUGGCUUGUUGAAGCAGUUCUUACGGGUGAGAUGCAGGCCUUGA
Molecule: messenger RNA, 672 nt
Organism: Penicillium argentinense
Lineage: Eukaryota; Fungi; Ascomycota; Eurotiomycetes; Eurotiales; Aspergillaceae
Product: putative short-chain dehydrogenase/oxidoreductase
Exons: 3
Coding region: 1-672 (223 amino acids)
Molecular function (GO): oxidoreductase activity
Source: RefSeq, a predicted model, not a curated record